Molecule: messenger RNA, 387 nt
Organism: Phytophthora sojae
Lineage: Eukaryota; Oomycota; Peronosporomycetes; Peronosporales; Peronosporaceae
Exons: 3
Coding region: 1-387 (128 amino acids)
Source: RefSeq, a predicted model, not a curated record
AUGGUAUUAAAGGAGAAAGAUGAUACGGUGAAAUUGGUGAUGAUGAAGGAGAUUCCAGUGAAGACGGCUGGCGGGCAUAUCUUACGUGCUACAGCAGGUUAUGUUCGCCUCACAUCGCGUGUUAAGUGUUUGGUGAUCGAAGAAGACGAAGAGGGGUUCAUUAUCGGGAAGGAUGUUCUUGCUACGCUUGGGAUCGAUAUCGAGCGUCAAUUAGAGCAGCUAGUGGAGAACAAGGAUGCACUGGACAGAGAUUUCAUUGUUGGUGUGAGAUGCGAUGCGGAUGUGAACGCUUCACUUGAAGAACUGAUCGAUACAGCAGUCGUGAACGGAUUCCCUCGCGAGAGGCGAGAGGAGCUACGGACUGCAGUGUUGAUGUUCUACAUAUAG